AGGAUAGGGCGGUAGGAGACCCGGGGGGCAGGUCGACUUCGGAACUUCGCACCCGCUUCCCGAUUUUAGACACCAAAGCGCCUGCACUUCCCGUCGCGAAUCAGUGGAAAGCAGCGGGCACCACAAAGGACACUCGAGGAUGGCAACGGUGGGAAGGGAGUCGCGCUUCAUGCCGACAGUGAAAUGUUCGUCAUGCAACGAACAGGUGGAAAUAUCCCUGAUGGGCGAGCAUCUCUGCACCGGGUCGGGUUCACCGGUGGAACCCACGCCGCCACUGCCUGCGGCCUCCUUGUUUGGGAGACUGAUGCCAGCUUUCGGCAACCCAUUAGCCCCAAAGCAACAACCCCGACCGCCCCCUCAAGUGGACACGUCUGCGGCGAAUCGCGCGUAUAUGGGUCAAUCUCAACUCACACCUAUCAGCCAAGAAAGUGGUUCCCAGAGUGGGAUAUCACCCCAAACCCCAAUUGGGCAGUCAGAUACCGGGAAACCCGAUGAAUACUUCACACCAGAGAUUGCGGACAACUCUCCGCCACAAUCGUUGAGACCCGGUGGAUAUGGAGGACUUGGAGGUGGUAGUACUUAUGAGGACUCGGCGUUCCGGGCAUAUGUCCCGAAGAAGCAGGAACCGGAUUUGAUGGGCAACACAGCUGGUCCCCUCGAUCCGGCCCGUCGACCUUCGGCAGCUGGCCUUAGUGUGUCGGGAGGUGCGGAUGAGCGCCCUGGCACUGCGGCCUCGAAUGCUAGCAGCAGCCUGGGGAGCGGAAGAAUGCCGAUGCCACAGAGGCAAAAUGGAUAUGCGGGUUUUGGUCCACCGAAAACGUCGGAACAUGGCCUCGAGCCGCCCGCUACGCCGAACAGGUCCGAGACAUUCCCCCGACCCAGCGAACGUUUCGCCCCGCCCCCUCGCACACCGACCGCCCCGCUUCCUUCAGCGACAUUGCGACCGGAUCGACUACAACUUCCGGCGGACUCGCCGGGCGCACCUGACGGACGAUCUCCGAUGACGAGCCCGAGAAGGCCGAGUAGAGGGCCAGAUACCUCUCGGCCGCCGCCACCACGAACCAGCACGAUUCGGCCAACGACCCCCGUUGUCCCAACAAUCAAUCUCGCCGAGGAGUUUGGGAUCGGGAACCCGUACCACAACCCGUCAGAAUCGACGUCAUCGACCGACUCUUCGGAAAACAGCAGUCAACCGGAACGCCGGCCGAGCCAAGCGAGCCAGGCGAGCUCACGAACAAGCCCGUCAAGGUCUCUAGGCUCGAGGUCCGGGAAAAGUCCCUCUGAUACAUCAAGUUUCGAUAACUUGAUGACGGAUAUCCAGUCUUCCAUGGACGACAUGAAACCACGGCCACCAGUACCCGCGCCUUUAAUGAUACCGGGUAGAGAUAUGGUGGGCCGCCCGUCUCCUUUGAGCGCGCGACCGCCUCGCUCGGGAGACCGAGGAUAUGACCCGCGUAUCGACCCUGCAGUACAAAACCCGCGCGGUGGUCAAGAGAAGGCUUCUCUGACAUCGCCGUUGUCGGACGCUCCGCUCCGCGACAAGCUCACUAUUCAGACAUCUAACGACAUCAUCUCCCCGGGCACACCCGGCUUCCCCUCCCCAGGAUGGGCUAGGUCGCCUGACGAGGACGAGCAGAUGGGCGAAAGACGCCCUUCCCAGGCACCGCCUCCACUACAACCACCACCACAAUUCCAACCACCAUCGGAACGGCAACCACGACCACAGCAACAGCCACCGAGGCCCCGGUCGCGCUCUCGCUCCCGCUCACGCGAACCGGCUCCCCUCUCAGCACGCGGCGAUUGUAAAGCCUGUGGCCUCCCAAUCAAGGGCAAGUCCAUAUCGAGCGCCGACGGCCGCCUAACCGGGCGGUACCACAAGCCGUGCUUCGUCUGCUCAACCUGCCAGAACCCCUUCUCAUCUUCCACCUUUUACGUGCUCGACGACAAGCCGUACUGCGAGCUGCACUACCACAAGCUCAACGGCAGCCUGUGCGGCAGUUGUGGCAGGGGCAUCGAGGGCCAGUACCUCGAGGACGAGUCCUGCGUGAAGCACCACGUCGGGUGCUUCAAGUGUGGCGAAUGCGGGAUGGCGCUCAGGGAUGGGUACUUCGAGGUCAACGGGAAGGCCUAUUGUGGAGACGAUGCUUGGAGGCUCACUGGUGGCGGACCAAAUGAUGCCCCAGGUGGUAUGGGUAUGGGCGGGAGGGGCGGUAUGGGUGGUCGCGGCAGGGGUGGCCGAGGUGGCAGGGGUGGUGGCAUGGGGUUCCGGCCUCCGCAUAUGGGUUUGCCCGGUGGACCGAGGGGUGGCAUGGGCGGCGGCUACAACCCCAGCCGACUGGGACCGAUGGGGCAAAGGCCCAAGAUGGAAAAGAGGAUGACGAGGUUGGGAAUGAUGUGAGCAGGUGAUCCAUUCACCAAAUCACCGACCUGUGGACGACUAUGCCUACUCCACGACGGCUCCGGAUAAUACGCCAAAUAUGCGUCAACGCGCACG
Chaetomium fimeti is the source of this 2494-nucleotide messenger RNA. RefSeq lists its product as uncharacterized. The transcript has 3 exons. NCBI's taxonomy places the organism in Eukaryota, Fungi, Ascomycota, Sordariomycetes, Sordariales, Chaetomiaceae. The record is from RefSeq and is a predicted model, not a curated record. Gene Ontology annotation, molecular function: transcription coregulator activity. Bases 140 to 2398 code for a protein of 752 amino acids. Gene Ontology annotation, cellular component: Z disc; nucleus.